CUUGCUUGCUGAAGACUUCACAGAAAAUGUGAUUUGAUUUUGAGUUUUUUCUUCCGUUCGCAACGUCCCUUCGGCUUCAACAACGCCUGAAACUCAAGGGUGACUGGAACUGAAAAUCAGUGGAUAGAACAUGACCUCAUCAGAUGUGUGUCCCACUGAGGACGCUCUUAAGGCAUUCCUAGAAUACUUGGUUGAUCCAAUGCUACCAGCAAAGUCUUCUAUACGAGAUAAUCUCCCAUUAUCUCAACAGCAAUCAGUUGCAAAACAGGUUCAUUCUGUUGUGUUAUUGUACAACUACUACCACAGAAAACAGUAUCCACAGCUUGCUUUUCUGUCAUUUGAUGAAUUUUGUAAGUUAGCUGCGAUUCUGAGACCAACUUUAUCAGUGCAUAUGAAAUACAUACAGGAGCCUGAAGUUGGUGUGGAGAAGCAGUCUUCAUUAACAGAAGAAAAGAUCUUGAAUGCAUGUAAAAUAUGUAAAUAUUUAGAUGCAGCAAAAAAUGUUCCUGAUAUAGAGGGAUGGCCCAUUUCAAAAGUUGCUGUUCUUUUAAUAGACAGCAAGAAGGAGAACUGUUUCUUGCUUUUCAGUUCCAUCACUGAGGGGGUAUGGUCUGUAAUUGAAAAUGAUACAGAUACCUUUAUCCAAAAUUCAGAAGUUGUAAGCGGAGCAAGUGGAGCCACAUUCAAAAAGAAAAGAGUCAUUAAAAAGCCUAAAAAAAUUGUGUUAAAUUCUGAGGAAGAUCAAAUCUUGCAAAUAGGGUAUUCUGCUGUAAAGGAAGUUGCGGGUGCUAAUAAAACUGAUAUUAUGGUUCUGGAAAGCUACACCGUGUAUUCUCAAACCAAAGCGAAGACAGCUUCACGCUUUUACAUAAUGAAGUGCUCCCAGUUGAUCAAUCAGGAGUUUAUUCAAGUCCCUAUCAAAUAUUUGAUUGAAAGCUUACAAGGUCCAUUGGUUAAGAGAAGUACCGGCAGUUGGACAGUCACCUCAGUUGUUGAGUAUUUCCAUGUGCUUCCUUAUUCAGAAAAAAUCUCAGGGUGGAUUUCUAGAGAAACAUUCUCAAAUAGUUUGCAAGAUUCAAAGCCAUCAGAGAAAAAUAUGAUGGUGGGCAGCCCUGAAGUGACAAAAUCAUAUAUGAGUAGUGAGGGCUUGUCUAUUGACCUUAAUAAGUCAAGCAGUGAUGCUAUUGAAGCUCUUCAUCAGAAUGAGAACAGUGGAAGCUGUGCAGUUACGUUGUCUGCUUCUAUGAAGGAAACCCCAGAUGUGUAUUUGGACAAGUCUUUAGUUUCUCCGUCUAAAAACAAAGAAGAAUGCCAGCAUAUUGCCAAUACUUUACAAGUUAGUGAAGAUCAAGAAAUUGAAAAUCCUUCUGUAUGCCAUUACUCAAGCCGAUCUAAAAACCCUACCGAGGAUGAUAAUGUUGAUUCAUCAAGGAUGCUCAUCACUGAGGGGGAAACUAAAGAGCAAUCUACUUGUGAUAAGAUUUGUGCCAAAACCUCUUUUGAAAAUAAUUCCAUAGAAGAACGUGCCUUGAUUGCAAAUAAUCCCAACUCUGAUCUUGAAAAGCUCCAAAUUGCGAUAGCUUCAAAGGGAAAGACAUUGUCACAGACUGCACUCAAUGCUCUUAUACGAAAGAGGAUUGCAUUGGCUGAGAAUGUUGGUUCAUCAAGGAUGCUCAUCACUGAGGGUGAAACCAAAGAUCAAUCUAUUUGUGAUAAGAUUUGUGCCAAAACCUCUUUUGAAAAUGAUUCCAUAGAAGAAUGUGCCUUGAUUACAAAUAAGCCCGACACUGAUCUUGAAAAGCUCGAAAAUCUUACAGCUUCAAAGGGAAAGACAUCGUCACAGACCGCUAAACCCCCUUUCAAAACCGAUUCGAUAGAAGAAUGUUCCUUGAUUGCAAAUUAUUCUAGCACUGAUCUUGAAAAGCUCCAAAUUUUUGUGGCUUCAAAGGGAAAGACAUUGUCACAGACUGCACUCAAUGCUCUUAUGCGAAAGAGGAAUGCACUGGCUCUUCAGCAGCGCAAGAUAGAAGAGGAGAUUGCUCUGUGUGAUAAAAAAAUUCAGAGAAUGUUAACUGUAGGCGGGGAAGAUGACUUGGAAUUAAAAAUAGAAUCCAUCAUAGAAGGCUGUAAUGAUACAUGGGUAAGAAAUCUAGGAAGGACGUGUCCACAUCUUGAGGAUCAACCUUUACCUCCUCCUAGGAAGCAGAGAAGAUUGACAGAUGCAGUGCUCUUUAAAAGUCCUUGCCAGGCAAGACAUUGUAAUUACUAUACUAUUUUUAACAUUUCAUCUCUUGUGACUGCUUUGAUUGAUCACGUUAUGACUGGCCUAUGUAAUUAAAAAAAUAAUCUGGUUCUGACAUGAGAGGUGAGCAUGUUAAUUAUAUUUGGAGAAAAAUGUACUUAUCGACGGCCACUGCUCCCUUCAUCUUUAUACAGUCCUUCAAAUUCUAUUUAAUCUUGCAGGAACUAGAUGAUACAUGUCAUGAAAAUAAUUGGCUCCGACCUUCAUCUUCCCACUGUACUUCAAAAUUAUGUUUAAUCUUGCAGGAACUAGAUGAUACAUUUCAUGAAAAUAAUUGGCUCCUACCAAUAUAUCACGUAUCUCAAGCAUAUGGUAAUACUAUCUAAUCUGUAUGUAGAAUCCAAGAUUGUGUAAAAUUUUAUUGCGAUUUGUGUGAAUAGGUGCCUCUUUAUAUUGAAAUAGGUGAGACCAAUCUACUUUUAUUUGUUUCGUAUACAUUUAUUCUUUUCUGCUCAUAUUUGUUGAUGUAUUUAUGUUGGGAAAUUAUCAUGUACAUAACUUGCAUAUAAAUUUGAUUAGUACCUCUUGAAGGUGGAUUCCAAGCUAAUAUAGCUGUUAAAGGACCAGACUUUCAGUGUUCCUGUGGAGGUGACCUAUGUCCCAGUCCUCAUGAAGCAAGAGAAUCUGCUGCUGCUCAGAUGUUAGCCAACUUAAG
Cajanus cajan (pigeon pea) is the source of this 2957-nucleotide messenger RNA. The record is from RefSeq and is a predicted model, not a curated record. NCBI's taxonomy places the organism in Eukaryota, Viridiplantae, Streptophyta, Magnoliopsida, Fabales, Fabaceae.